This is a messenger RNA of Mollisia scopiformis, 2468 nucleotides long. RefSeq lists its product as uncharacterized. Lineage: Eukaryota; Fungi; Ascomycota; Leotiomycetes; Helotiales; Mollisiaceae. The transcript has a single exon. Bases 429 to 2201 code for a protein of 590 amino acids. The record is from RefSeq and is a predicted model, not a curated record.
CAGUGAGAAAAGAAGAAACUGAGAUUUGUUUUUCGAUGUCCUGGCCAGUGCCACGCUUGUGAAUAACGUCCAUGCUCAAGCUUCAGCUUCAAACAAUUUGAAAGCUUCAUGCUGUGCCUCACCACACCACCUGAAAGUCUUUUACUGGGACUACUACACCCAUUUCGAACUCUAUACAGGGUCUAACACUGGGCGCCUGAUGCAAAUGUCUUGUCACAAGAGCUUCGUUGCCAAAUGACCAUCCCUUCAUAAGCAUGUGAACAGAGCUACCUAAUCCGGCAACCACCGACUUUCAAAACAUUCACAGUUCGCAUUCCUCAGCUUUUGACUCACGAAACUUGACAUUAUGCUGUAUAUGAGAUAGGACACCAGUCUUCAACUCGCAGGUUACGCAAGGUCCACAAACUACUCCAAGCCUUCGUAACACCAUGUCCCGCUCAUCCUUCUUCCGCCCUGCCUCACACGACCAAAAUCCCCUCCUACCACAAUACCUCGACAGCGAACCUGCCUCCUCGUCCUCAGAUCCCAAAGCGAUAUCGAUAUCGAUGCGAGACCUCUCUCCCGUCUCCCCCGAACCGCUCUUCCAAUCCACCUACCACGACGAAAGCGAACGAGCAGCCUCACCCUCUCCACCGCCCUCUUUCUACCGCGCACAGAACGAUGACACGGAACACAGCAGCGCGAACCUGCGUACAACCGCUAGUCUAAGUCCCUCACCAUCAAGGACGAAGGCUAGGAGGAUACAAUUCUCUGCGCCGCCUCCGCCGAUUGCAAGUACGGUCUUGCUUCCGCCGAGGAGUCCUUCGAAUUCCUCAUCGCAGGGCACGAAAUCUGGGAACGGAAGAGAGAGCGUACAUGGCACAACAUCGGGGAUUCUGGCUUCGAGGAGGGCGAGGGUAGGUGCGCCGGUUGAUCCUUUGCUUGCGCUUGAGAGGAGGGAGAAAGCUAUACAGGAUGAGCUUCAGGAGUUACUCGAUGCACAGAGCGCGGGCCUGAUCAUGGGUUUUGGUGGAGGAGGUGGGGAGACACAUGAGGGUGGAAGUGAUGCUGGCUCAAGCACGCCUACGACGAGAAGUCUGGCUAGGAGCGGUAAUACUGGGAAAGGAGGGGGAAUUGUGCCAGUUCGUCAACCGAAGAGGAAGGUUGUGGGGUUGAGAGGGGCGCGGAGAGCGUUGUUGAGGGAUAUGCGGGCCCUGGUACAAGUCAAGAAUGAGGAAAUGGAGAUACUGUCCGAAGAGAUUGAGAAGAGACAGGUUGUUCUUGCGAGAACGGACGGGUACGAGAAGAGGAUCAAGGAGAACAGACAUCAGUUAAGCGGGUACAGUGGUGCAGGAGGAGACGAUUCAGGAGAAGGAGAAGGUGGUGGAGAAGAGGCGAUGGAAAUUGCUGAGCUGCGGACAGAGGAGCGAGCAGUUGAGAACGAGAUCAGAGAAAUGGAAGAUCGGUUGGCACAAAUGAAGGCCAGGCAUCGAUGGCUCGGGGAUAGGAUACGAGAAGGUAUCAAUAGAAGAGAAGCAAGGCUGAGUAGCUAUCGUGGUGCUCUGCGAGAAGUCGAAACGGAAGCGAAGGAGUUUCUCAAAAGACCACCGAUUAGUGUCUCCAUAGUCAUGGGCAACGAAGAAGGAUUUUACGCAUUACCUGCCAAUAGAAGAACAUUGGGCAUGGCCAAGGAGUGGUGGAAUAAAGAGAUUACCUUACUGGCAGCCCGGGAAGACGAGGUCGACAAGGAGAAAUCCGCUCUCGAAGAAGGCGCGCAGACAUGGGAAGAAAGUAUUAAAGUUGUCAUGGCGUUCGAGGACGAUUUACGAACACAAAUGUCGUCAAAUGAUGCGAACAAUGUUGAUAUGCUACGAACACAAAUCGAGAAGAUGGGCAAUGUCAUACAGAGGCUUUCAGAUACAUUACAAACAGCGGAAGGUCGAGGAUGGAAUCUGCUGAUUUGUGCUAUCGGAGCAGAGCUAGAAGCUUUCAAGCAAGGAGAGGCCAUACUUCAAGGUGCCUUGGCAGCUUCGAGGGCUGAGAAUGGAGAUAGUCAUGAUGAACAAGACGACGGGCCUAGUAGCAGUCUGACGAAUGGCCUUGACGAGAUGGCAGCGCAGCCGCUGAGAAUCGAGAGUCUGGAGAGAGAAGAGGGCGAGGAUGACGGUCCAAAUUUGGCGGAAUUAAUGGUCGACAAGACAGUCGAUGAUGAUACGAGUUGAAUGCAGCGUUGUUUAUGAUACCAAGGCGAUGAUCCCAGCGUUGGCUUCGUUGUGAAAGAUCGAAGCAAAGAUUGUGCGAAUGUCCCACAUCUUCAUAAUGCUUGUUCCUGGUUUAUUUUGAGAUGUAUUUGAGAAUGUUGGACAUGGCAACAAAACAUUAUUCCAGGUCGGGUGAAUAUUUCCUGGGCAGACAUUUACUUGAUGUUAUUGUCUUAAAUUUGGCACUCACAUCAUGUUUCCGUCAAUGCGUUAUGUCCGCCCCGGCUC